CGUAACUCUGCACUCUAAUUGGUGCACUCCUUACCUUAAUGCUGCGUAGUAUGAGGUGUCAUUAUGUCUUUGUUCACUUACGUAUCAGUUAAGGGGGGGAAGGAGUCAGGGGAUCUUCCUAAUGCUUAAACCGGACAACAGCAGAGACUUCACCAUGAUGACUGACAUCAGCAGAAGGAACCUUGAGGUUGGCUUGACACAGACAGGAUGCUGCUCCACAUUGUAACUGUGGCCGUCUAUCUUCUCCUGACCUCAUCAAGAGCUCAGAGAACCGCCCGGUCCUGUGUUUUUUCACAGCUCCAACCAUCCGGGCUGAGGGUCAACUGCAGCUCUUUGAGCCUGAUGGAGCUUCCUCGUCUGCCUCCAGAAACCACAGAACUGUAUGUGCAGCACAACCAGCUCACCUCGGUGGCUGCGGGCCACUUUGACCGGCUGGUUGAGCUAAAUAAGGUGUCCCUGUCUCCAAACCCGUUCCGCUGUGACUGCAGCAUCCAGUACCUGAGGGACUGGCUGCUGAAGAACAGGGCCGUCGUCUCCGAGGAGCCUCUAUGUUCCGGCCCAGGCUCUGUAGCUCAGAAAUCCAUCCUUUCCCUGUGCGACUCCUACUUCUCCUACUGCACCUUUCCACGCCUGCGUCACAUGACCGCCUCGGGCUGCGUUUACGUCUCUUACAACGCCGCUGCCGCAGUGAUGCUCGGCUGCAUCGUCCUCCUGCUUUUGUGGAGUUUGAAGCUCGCCAGGAGAUCUACUUUCACCCUGGACGUGGAAGAGAGGCAUUCGGGAUUCGAGGCGGACUCCCUGCGCUCUCUGAAGCCCAAAAACCGGAGGAGGCUGCACGCGGACCAGGUGGGGUUCAGUGCCGACUCUGACUCUCUCGUUUUGCCAGAGGACUUGGAAAGGCCCCUCAUGAACAUGGAGUUACUCAAUGGAGUGCUGGAAACGUUACAUAAGAAGCACAACAUAAAGAUAAAGGCCACUUAGUGGACUGUUAAAAACAAGUAAUUAGUGGGAAGUGAGGAUGUGAGCAGUAACAAAGACGCUAAAUGGAUUUUUAGGAUUAUAAACUGUAGCUAUCGGUUUACCAAAAAGUCCACCUAUAUGUGUUUAUUUGAAUUUAUUUUUACAUUUUACAAUCUAGCCUGACUGAUGUAACUGAAGAACCAAGCAAACUGAAAACGUCUUUAACGCCAAGCUACAUAAAAUUCCUUUUUAAAUUGGUAAUUGUGAAUUGAACUUUUGAACUCAGUCUGCAGGUAAACGGGGUGAAUGUUGACAGAGUGUAUGAGAAUAAAUCUCUUGGUGUGAUUAUUAGAGAUAAACUCAACUGGAAACCUCACGUUGUUCAACAUAAACUGUCAAAAAUCAUUCGGUAUUAAGCAACGCUGAGCAUGUUCUAGAUCACAAAGUUCUCCGCAUUCUGUACUGUUCCUUAGUUUAUACCCUACUUAGGUUAUUGUGCUGAAAUUUAGGGUAAAAAUUAGAAAACGAUAUGGCUAAGAAGCAAAUGACAAAAAAGAGAAGUUAGAAUAAUUGGGAAGGCUGAAUGUCUGGAUCAUACAAACCCCUUAUUUAUUAAAUCAAGUUUAAACAAAUUCACUGCCAUUGUUCUUCUAGCAACAACUUAAAGCCAAUAACAGCAACCUGCCACAUCACAUUUAAAGAAUGCCCAAGUAACAGGAAGGGGUGUCGAUUUGCAACCCAAAAAACAAUCAGAACCACCAGGAAGACUUUCUGUAUUUCAUG
Fundulus heteroclitus (mummichog) is the source of this 1743-nucleotide messenger RNA. It is a transcript of the gene gp9, whose product is annotated as glycoprotein IX (platelet). The transcript has 2 exons. The record is from RefSeq and is a predicted model, not a curated record. Bases 208 to 981 code for a protein of 257 amino acids. NCBI's taxonomy places the organism in Eukaryota, Metazoa, Chordata, Actinopteri, Cyprinodontiformes, Fundulidae.